AUGGCUACUAAGUCAGCUUGUUUCCGCAAGCCGCUUUUGUGGCUACGUCGUAUCCCAGAUGGCGCUGAUGUUCUGAUGAAUUGUGCUGUCAUACUGCAGUGGGUACACUGUGAUGACGGUACUGAAGAUGCUGCCAAUAACAAAGUCGACAGGCCACUUGAUCGCUGCAUAUUGCCAAAUUUUGAUCCAUGGGACAGAGAUAUUAUACCGUACGUCGAUCUCAGCUAUGAUCCGUUGAGAAAUUGUAAUCGAACAUUCAAGCCGUUGACAGUGCUCCGAAAUGGAAUUCUAUCCACCACUAUUGAAAACAUAACUUGUUGGGGAAGAUGCUUAGUGAGGAAAUCGGAACUGGUGAACAAACGUGGGCCAUGGGUGAAGAUAGACGAGGCAGACUUCCGUUGUGACAUUGUGGAGUCGCUAUGUAGAGAUUUAAAAGGAAGUGACAUCUACCAGAUGGUCCAUGCACAAAUCAUUGAGACAGAAACCAAAGAAGAGGUUCCCGUUGAAGAAAAUUCCUUCGAUGUCUACGUGAUAUUGCUUGACUCGACAGCCGCAUCACAAGCAACGAGGUACUGA
This is a messenger RNA of Ostertagia ostertagi, 576 nucleotides long. The record is from the annotation of a GenBank genome assembly. NCBI's taxonomy places the organism in Eukaryota, Metazoa, Nematoda, Chromadorea, Rhabditida, Trichostrongylidae.